Molecule: messenger RNA, 2539 nt
Organism: Dendroctonus ponderosae (mountain pine beetle)
Lineage: Eukaryota; Metazoa; Arthropoda; Insecta; Coleoptera; Curculionidae
Exons: 9
Coding region: 324-1829 (501 amino acids)
Source: RefSeq, a predicted model, not a curated record
UCAUCUAGGUGAUCUGUGUAUGUUCUGUGGUCAGUGUCAAGAUUGCCACUGGUGAACUUCAGUGUUGUGGUUGUUUAUUUUAGUCCUAAAAUCGAGCUUUCCUUCGGUUUGGCGCUUUUCCGACUCAUUCAAAUGCCACCUGCUGCAUUUGGCUAAUUUUAGCUCAUCGUUGUGUCGUGUUUUAAAUACCUGUGCUCGAUUUUAACGCGAAAAUUCCCGCGGAGAGUGCAUCUGUUCAUCAUGGCGCCAUUUUAGCCUUUUUGGAAAGUUUGUUUACAGUAAAUCUUGGAUGUUAACCAGUUGCUUUUACUGAUCAAUCUAAGAUGGAUAUUCAGCCGAUCAGUCAAGAUUCAGGCAAUGGGUCUUCGCCGUUAGACUGCACUAAUCCAAACAUCCUGUAUAAGAGUACUCCGAAAAUCGAGGCUGAAAGCACCCCUUUUUUGGGUAGUAACAACUUGAAGAAACGCAGGUUCUCAUACUGUGGUGUAAUAAGAGGCAGGAAUCUUGAUGAGCUGCUUGAGAUUUGCCCUUCAGCGCCACAAGCCUCGAGCACGUUAAACGAGAGCCUCUCAAAGGAGUUUGAAAGUAUCCAAAUCGAACAAAGCUACAUUAAUGUCUGUGAUGAACCCUCUCCCAAACUGUUCAAGACCAAUAAUUGUGAUAUAUUAGCUUCGCCUGCAGUGGAACCGUGCAAUUUGAAAGCCUAUGAAUGCACCCCGACGAAAUCGGGCAUCUUCCAGAGAUGCUCGUCGGCCUGCAGUGCGCCCUCACCGUUAAAGGAGCAACACGACAUCCUCUACCCGACGUUGAAGCCUCUGGAUCAGAUGAGGAAACAUUUAACGCCUCAGAAGUGCAAGGAUAAAACCGGGCCCAAUUCUAUCGCAGUGAAGAAGCGCUUAUACGUACCUGAAACUACGACUAGGAUAUCGUUGAUGAAAUUAUUGCAUAAUGAUGUUGUGAUGGACCAUGUGUUCAAAUACCUAUCCAAUGGAGAUCUUUUUAGGGUCUCCAUGGUAUCCACAGGGUUUCGCAAUGCACUACUUAGCAAUUUUAUGGCUAGUAACAGGUGUGGCAUGUACAAGGAGCUACACAAGAAGAACAAGGAGAAUUACAAAAUUACCCCGCCUAGUAGCCCUGAGAGCCAGUGCUUGUUUCCCGAAGGAUCGGUCAGUCCCAGUCGGAUAAAUUUUGCUAAGUUUGUUGAAAUUGGUAGCCUGUUGAAUCCGAAUCAGUCUCUAAUCAAAUGCCCCAAAUGUGAAAAGCCUUCUGUGGUUGAAAAGUGCAUUGCUCAAUGCCAGCAAAUACACUCUUGUGGAUAUAUUUUCUGCCAGAAAUGUAACUGUUUUGCGUACAAUCCGGAGGAUUUCUAUGACAAAUGCCAAAAUUUGGCGCUUGGCAACUCAGCAGUGAAGACUCGUCCGCAGCUGGAAGACUUAACAAACUGUUCGCCCGACUUUAGUGUCGGGUCAUUAAUGAACAGUACCGCUGAUAAUAACUACUAUUCAUCAGGGUACUUUUCUGGGUAUGAUUCGUCGCACAGUCCCGUCUCAGUGAAGAGAAACUUGAGCGCGUCCUUCGGUAACGACUCUAUUAAUGGAAAACCACUGAAGGCCUUAUUUGAGAGCAACAGGUCGACCAGCAGUUCAUCCCUUAGCGUGGCUAAGCGGGAAGAUAAGCGAAAGUUGUCCAGAUAUAUCGCGCCAGUCGUCAAAUGUGAUAAUCUGAGAAAACCGAUUGAGAUUGCGGAACCUCCCUCUCCGCCAAAAGUGAAGAGUUACUCUGCCUGUACCAGGCAAAACCGCAUAAGCCUUAAACGGUUGACUAGAUAAGUCGAAUUGGUUGCAUUUUUAUCUGAAUCAGCAAAUAUGGGAUCUCAAAUUUUUAUGCUACUGCCGUAAUUUAAAUCGUAGGUAAGUAAAUGCUUUAUGUCAUCAAAUGGAUUUAUUGGAAUCUUAUUUGAGAUGCCAGCUUUGUUCGGAGCCUUAUAACCAUUCCGUAUUUUACAAUUUUGAUUAAUUUUUAUAUGUGAAUUAAAUGUAACAGAUGGUGAUGUCCUGUUGGUUUCCCAUUAGUACGUUACUAUUACUUAUUAAGCAUAUUUGCUUUUAUGGUAGGUUGUCCUAGGCCAUUGCUACGAAAUAGUGUCUCUUUAUACGGAAAUAAUAGGAUACUGGUUGGAAUCUUUGGAUUUACUACUAAAAUCUAUUUUUGGUCAAGGGAUUUUUACAAAAUACUUCUUUAUUACUGUCGCCACUACCUACAGUUAUUGUGCAUAAUCCAAACUAAUCGCCGCAGAACAAAUUCUUUUGAUAUUACAAGGAAUUCCUUAAUUUAGUAAUAACAUGCGCCCCCCAGUGAUCAAUCCAGAUGUUACCUAUGUUAGUUAAAUAGAUCUGAUUGGACGAAUGUUUGAAAGUAUGUACUACUUGUAUGAAACGUUUCUUUUUAUCUGUUUCAAGUCCAUUCCUAUGUACGUAUUCGUUGUAUUUUAUUAGAAUUAUGUAACGCAUUCCUUAAUAUAAUUAUGUUUAUUAGAAAA